GCGUUUCGCGUCAUCAACAACCACAGCCCACCAUGUCCAAAGCCGAAUCUUCAAAAGCUGCCGCUGGCAAUGGUGCCAAGCCCAAUCCCAAUGCUGCCGGGGGCGCAAACUAUGAGCUGCCCUGGGUUGAAAAGUACCGUCCUGUCUACCUUGACGAUGUCGUCGGCAACACGGAAACGAUUGAGCGCCUCAAGAUCAUUGCCAAAGACGGCAACAUGCCACACAUGAUCAUCUCGGGUAUGCCAGGUAUCGGCAAAACUACGUCCAUUCUCUGCCUCGCCCGCCAACUUCUCGGUGACGCCUACAAAGAAGCUGUUCUCGAGCUCAACGCUUCCGAUGAACGUGGUAUUGACGUCGUUCGCAAUCGGAUAAAGGGAUUUGCGCAGAAGAAGGUUACGCUCGCCCCGGGGAGGCAAAAGCUGGUCAUUCUGGACGAAGCAGACAGCAUGACGAGUGGUGCACAACAGGCGCUGAGAAGGACCAUGGAGAUUUACAGUGCGACAACACGAUUUGCCUUUGCGUGCAAUCAGUCCAACAAGAUCAUCGAACCGCUACAGUCGAGAUGCGCCAUCCUCAGAUACGCCCGCCUCACCGAUGCCCAAGUCGUGCGCCGCAUUAUGCAAAUUGUCGAAGCCGAAGACGUAAAAUACUCCGACGACGGAAUUGCAGCCCUGGUUUUCUCUGCAGAGGGUGAUAUGCGACAAGCCAUCAACAACCUACAAUCUACAUUUGCAGGUUUCGGCUUUGUCAACGGGGACAACGUGUUCAAGGUGGUGGACAGCCCACAUCCCAUCAAAGUACAAGCCAUGAUCAAGGCGUGUCACGAACAGCGUAUAGAUGACGCCUUGGCAUCGCUUAAGGAACUCUGGGAUCUAGGCUAUUCAUGUCACGACAUCAUCAGCACCAUGUUCAAAGUCACAAAGACGAUUGACACGCUGAGCGAGCAUGCCAAGUUGGAGUUCAUCAAGGAAAUCGGUUUCACACACAUGCGUAUCUUGGAGGGCGUACAAACCCUUCUCCAACUCUCUGGCUGCAUAGCUCGCCUAUGCAAGAUAAACAUGCAACCCCAGCUCUUUGUCCUCCCAACGAAAUGAAAUAAAUAUAUCAAAAAGUCUUGUGCAAAAUGUUGCAUCGUUUAGCAUGGCGUUUGGCGUUGAUUUCAAAGAACUACAGUGAGCAAUGUCUCGGUGUAUCGUAGCAAUAAACAUCCACCAGAAGAUUUUCCAA
Pyrenophora tritici-repentis Pt-1C-BFP is the source of this 1227-nucleotide messenger RNA. Its product is annotated as HolB, ATPase involved in DNA replication. Gene Ontology annotation, cellular component: nucleus; Elg1 RFC-like complex; Ctf18 RFC-like complex. Gene Ontology annotation, molecular function: ATP hydrolysis activity; DNA clamp loader activity; DNA binding. Gene Ontology annotation, biological process: DNA-templated DNA replication; DNA repair. The record is from RefSeq and is a predicted model, not a curated record. NCBI's taxonomy places the organism in Eukaryota, Fungi, Ascomycota, Dothideomycetes, Pleosporales, Pleosporaceae.